This is a messenger RNA of Pararge aegeria (speckled wood butterfly), 2134 nucleotides long. RefSeq names its product homeotic protein ultrabithorax (gene Ubx). Gene Ontology annotation, biological process: anterior/posterior pattern specification; negative regulation of transcription by RNA polymerase II. Gene Ontology annotation, cellular component: nucleus. The coding region runs from base 415 to 1173 and encodes 252 amino acids. The transcript has 2 exons. Gene Ontology annotation, molecular function: RNA polymerase II cis-regulatory region sequence-specific DNA binding; DNA-binding transcription factor activity, RNA polymerase II-specific. Lineage: Eukaryota; Metazoa; Arthropoda; Insecta; Lepidoptera; Nymphalidae. The record is from RefSeq and is a predicted model, not a curated record.
CGCCGGUCGCUCCCGGCUUAUAGUCGCUCGCUGUGCAAUCGCGACUGCAAACUUCACUCGCGACACACGCCUCCACCACAUGUCCACUCCAAUCUGAACCGAGCACUCAGCCACUCGCACGUGACGCGAAGUGACGUGACGACCCGGCACAUGAGACACACGGGAGCGUUUAAAAACUCGUAAAACCGCGGCACGUGCUCUACAGUCGUAAAAUAAUCGUAAAAAGUAAACACAAGUCGGCCGGCCUUUAUCGCCGAUGAAACACAUUAUGACGGUCGGGUGACGUUUAAUAGGCAAUAAAAUUAAUAAAGUUGACACACACUCGUCUAUUCGGAGUGACGUUCGCGUUAUCACGGCACGCGGGGCCGCGAUGACAUAAGUGUUCCCCGAGUGACGUUAGUGUCUGUGAUCAGAAUGAACUCCUAUUUCGAGCAGGGCGGUUUCUACGGCGCCCAUGGGGUGCACCAGGGCGGCGGUGGCGGCGACCAGUACCGCGGGUUUCCUUUAGGCUUGACCUAUGCCCAACCUCAUGCGCUGCAUCAGCCCAGGCCUCAGGAUUCGCCGUACGAUGCAUCGGUGGCAGCUGCUUGUAAAAUUUACGCGGGAGAACAGCAGUACGCUAAGGCUGACUGCUCGAAAGCCGGUGGCGAGCAACAGAACGGUUACGGUGGCAAGGAGGCGUGGGGUUCGAGUCUCGGCGCGCUCGUGAGGCCCGCAGCAUGCACGCCUGAAGCGCGAUACAGUGAGUCGUCGAGUCCGGGACGAGGUCUUCCCUGGGGGAACCAGUGUACACUACCCGGAGCCGCGGCCUCAGCGCAACCUGUCCAACACCAGCCCUCCAACCACACAUUUUAUCCUUGGAUGGCCAUAGCAGGAGCGAACGGUCUGAGAAGACGAGGGAGACAAACAUACACUAGAUAUCAAACGCUAGAGUUAGAGAAAGAGUUCCACACGAAUCACUAUCUCACGCGGAGGAGACGCAUAGAAAUGGCGCAUGCACUCUGUCUCACGGAAAGACAAAUCAAAAUAUGGUUCCAGAAUCGAAGAAUGAAGUUAAAGAAAGAAAUACAAGCGAUAAAGGAAUUAAACGAGCAGGAGAAACAGGCGCAGGCGCAGAAAGCUGCGGCAGCUGCAGCAGCUGCGGCGGCCGCGCAAGGCCACCCCGAGCACUAACUCGCGCAUGCGCGACGCGCAUGCUCUCUCAGUGAUAUACGAUCGCAGUCCGCCGAACAUUCUUUAGCCUUGUGUUUGUAAAUUGUUUGUAAUUAUUUUCGUUAUUUAAGUGUUGUUCGGUUGUUGUGAUUAUUUUUUUUUUUAAUUAAUUGUAAAGAAUUAGACUCAUGUUUUCUAAGAACGAAUGAACAAUAAACUGUUUAAUGUUAGAAUAGAAACGGGUCGUAUUAUUUUGUGUUUCGGGUUUUGUUUUUUUGUUGAUUUAUUGAAUUUUUUUACAUAUUUUAAUUCGCGCUUUCGUCGUAAAUGUUCGCGUUUGAAAACCAGUGCAAUUUUAGAAAAUCUCUUCCGUGUAUCAUAGUGUAGGUGUAUUGUAGAUGGUUUUUCAUGAGGGCUAACGUAGGUGCCCGGCUCGGCGUCGGCGAGGAGGACUUUAUUACGUUGUACAAAUUUGAUAUGCCUACCAAAGAGACCCGGUCUCGUACCCUUAAAGCUAAGUAAACAGUCAUAAGUUAUAAAUCGUUGAUCCGCAAUCCCGUUCAUCGGACUCGCGUCAAACAGAAUAACCGCGCCAUCUUUCCUCGAAUACUCUCGCAUAAGUAUAGUGUAAACGUGGUCGUGUUCCUGCAGUUUUAAUAGUCGGUGAAGUUUAAAAAAUUGCCAUAAAUUUAAGUAGGUAUUAUUUAGGUAGUAUCCUUGUAAAUAGUUAGGGUUACGUCUAUGAUAAUGGAAGUGCGCGGCUUGCAAUUGCGCCGGCGCCGUGGAAUGAGCAGAAAAAGCUUCAAGGGAGUGCGGGCGAAUGCGGGGCGAGUGAGGGGCGAGGGGAGAGGGGAGCGGGCGCCGCCGGCCACCGAACAGGACUAGGUGAGUUUUUGUCAAAGUCCGCGGCAUUAUUUAUCGAGUGGAGACGGUUGCGAAAAACUGACUCGUCGUCACCAGUCGAUGCGCGACGCCAUUUUUG